UUUGACGAAGAGAAAGUACCUUUCGUUUGUUUAAACUUGCAAAACUAAGCUUACUCCUAUUUUAAGCAAAAAUUUCUCAUUCCCGUUAGUUCCUGUUCCAUCUGAUGUAAUUUCCUGUUGGCACAAAUAAACAUGUCAAUGCCAAAAAUUAUUUUUAAUUUGGCACAGAAACAUGCUUGCCCCAUUAUUAAGUACAAUAAAGAUUCUCUUACUGUGCCAUAAUAGUUAAAGAAGUCUAACUUGUAAUAAGCGUAUCUUAUAGUAGAGUGUACGUGUUUGUUGGGUCUGUCUCUUGGAAGUUAUACACCUUUUCCAAAAAAAAUCUGUCAUAAGAGCCUGCUAAUUGUGUAGGACAUAGAAUCUCCAGAUGUGUGACGAUGAGUUCAAAAUAUCGUCAGAACUUCAUCUACGAAGCGAAGUGGACCGUACUGCCAAUCCUUCAUUGUCACAAGAAAAUGUGGUCACAAGAUUCACCUUCAGACUGUCAAAAGAUCUGUCAUUCAUUGAAGGACAUAAAGAUGCAGAGGUGGACGAAGACGGUGACUUCAUUUUACAAAGGCGGGAUAGCACAUCACAAGAUGGCUUUUUAUUAAUUGAACAGAAAUCAUCAACACCAUUGGAACUAGUCGGCCUACAAGUGUGGCGAGGUGCCCUACUGCUGUCCGAUUUUCUCCUGCACAAUGCCAAAACUUUGUUGAGUGGACACACAGUGCUGGAGUUGGGAGCUGGAGCUGGUCUCUCAAGUAUUGUGGCAGCCAUGUUUGCCCAUGAAGUUGUAUCUACAGAUAUUGACACAGAAGAAAUCCUUGAAUUAAUAUGGGCUAACAAAGAGCGCAACAAGAAAUGGAUAAAAUCAAAAUUUUCUGUUAUGGGAUUUGAUUUUUUUGCUAAGAAAUGGAGUAGUGAACUGGAAGAAAAAUUAAGAGAAGUGACAACCAUUUUGGCAGCUGAUGUAAUUUAUGACAAUGAUUUGACAGAAGCGUUUGUUGACUCUCUUGCUAAGCUCUUGGUAGUUCCACCAGCAAAGACUGUGUAUGUGGCUCUAGAGAAAAGAUUUGUGUUCACCGUGGCUGAUCUGGACUGUGUAGCACCAUGCUAUGAACACUUUCUGCAAUGCUUAUCAAACAUUCAGCGUAAGCCUCCUGGUUCUAACUGGACUGUGGAGCAACUGGCUAUAGAUUUUCCUCAAUAUUUUAAUUAUGAACGUGUUAAAGAACUUGUAUUGUGGAAAAUAAGCUCAUAGGAAAUAUUUGUUGUAUCAUAGAGUAGUUCAGCUUUUCUGACAAAGAUGAAUGAAACACAGAUGAAUACUGAACAGCACAACACACGCACACACCUAAUGGAGUCACUUUAAAGGUGUAAUAAGAUGUUAUACUGACCAGUAACCUGCCUGUAUCUACUGGUGUAUUCAGCAUUUUUGAAAUAUAUUCUUUGUUCUUGAAUGCUCAGAGUGAAGUUGAAGUAAUGAAAUACCAGAUGGUACAGGAUUUGGAGGUAGCAAAAAUAAUGAGAAAAUUUAACAACACAAAAUUGGACAGUUGGAAACUUUAUUUGUUUCUAUAGAGAUUAUGAUGCUGUGGAUGUGAUUCAGAGAACAUACAUUUUGAUCAGAAUUCAUGUUUUACCACACCAUUCUGCAGUUAGAUUAAAAAUACAUAUUAUGUGGCAUUUCUAAAGACUCGUAAUAGAAGAUGUAUUAGGUAUGUGUAAAUUGUUCAGUUGUUUUCUCAGAAUUAUAGUGAAGCCUUCUUUGCUCUCUGUACUCAAAAUCAGGUAAAGCACAAACCUAAAGCACAUACUUGAUAUAUCAGAGAUUUGCAUUCUGUAAUUGUAAGAAUAGACUUUGCAGAUAAAUAAGAGUUACUGCAUUUGGAAAAAUGUAGGCUAACUUUAUUAUUCAACGUGGUUUUUCUUUUCAGUAUAACAGUGACAGGUUACUUGGGCAAACAAAGCAAUCAGGUUUACAAAGUUUUGCCAUGUGCAUGUUUCUUUCCUCCAGCACUCCAAAUGCAAGAUCUUGCUCUUUAGUUCGAACUUGCCUCCCACAGCUCUCUUAAAUUAUCUUGCACUAAUCUCUUCUGUGCGUAUCUAUUUCCUAUGUUCCUCUAAUCUACAUCUUCUCACUAUCCUCCCCUGGUAGCUGAGUGGUCAGCAUGACAGAGUGUCAAUCCUAAGGGCCCAGGUUCGAUUCCUGGGUGGGUCGCAGAUUUUCUUCACUCAGGAACUGGGUGUUGUGUUGGCCUAGUCAUCAUCAUUUCAUCCCCAUCGAUGCGCAAGUCACCGAAGUGGCAUCAAAUCAAAAGACUUGCACAGGGCGAAUAGUCUACCCGACGGGAGGCCCUAGUCAUAAAACAUUUACAUUUUUACAUCUCCUCACUUCCUUCUCUCCUACUCACUUGAAAUUUCACAUACUACUCCAUGCAUUCACUUACAUGUUUGUUCUGUACUUUCUCUUUCCUUCAUUUGACUUCCUCUCUCAAUUUAUUUUUGGUCAUUACGUCUUUUUUGACAAAUGCUAAAGUAGUUUCUGCCUUGUGUCAUCAUUUCUGUGCUAUCUUCUCUUUAUAAGCAUUGUGUUAACCUCUUGGUGUAGUUGCCAUUGUUGGGUAUCUGAAUACCUUGUCUUUAUCCAUACAAGAUUUUAAAAUCUCCAGUUGCUUUGCCCCCAUCUUCUUCCUAGCACCAGAAGAACAGAUUUCUUUCCAGACGACUGACUUGUGUAUAGUUUUAAUGUAAUUAUUACCCCUUUUUUUGUAUCAAUUAAACAAUAUAGAUAUUUUAUCAACUUUUAUCAUGAUUUGCAUGAAAGAUUUUCACCUGUUUCUCACUUCCUUUGCCUUCUCCUAGUUAAGUUCCACAGUAUAAAGAGGAAUGGAUCAUAAGUAAUCAAAUCCAUUAUGGAUAGCACUGUGAUCAUAUAUAUGUUGCUACACUUGUCAGAUUUUCUUCUAGUUUACAGUUGUUUUAAGAUUCAUUAACAGUAGCUCUUCAGCUUACCAACCUAUUUCUGUAAAUACAUUGCAGUCAUGCUCCUAGCUAUCUGGCUGGCAUAUUCAAUACAAAUCCUUCACAUACUACGCUUUCCUUCCAUUGUGCUUUUUAAUAUUGUGAUCCUAUGUCUCAGGACAUUCUCCAUCAAGACAUGCUUUCUUCUUUUUGUGGUGUUGCACAAUUCUGGUAUGUUAAUGACUUUUUGUAUGACUGCUUGUUUGGUUUUCUCCUCUCUGUCCAUGUUAUUCUUAACCAUUUCCUAUAGCUUUCAACAGACUACUUCAAUUUAUAUUUUCAGUAUAUCUCAUUGUAUAUGUCAAAAAUAUGUUUCAGACUAUAGUCGUCAUCAAUUGCUUUUCCAGUGUCAGUUUGACAUCAUUUGAUGUGGAGAGGCCUUUUCUGUUGUAAAAUGUUGCCUGCUGGUAACUUAUCCAUACUUCAUAAGCAGUUGAUAUUCCAACAUUUCGUCUGGUAUUCUUAUUCAACAAAUAAUCAGCCUUAUUGCUGCACUUGUCACAACUUAUUGGUCUGUGUCUUGUUCAGUUUCAUAUUGAAGAGGGAUGGAAGAGUAAUUUUCAUGACUUCGAGUAUGAGUAUACUCUUUAUUCACUAUCGAGUGAGGUGGAACAGUGGUUAAGAAAAUGGAUUCAGGAUUUUUGUGAGUUCUCUCUGUCAUAUAAGGCAAAUGCUGGGAUGGUUUCUUUGAAAAGGCUUGGCUUCCUCACUCUUCCCCAAUCUGAGCUUGUGCUCCAUCUUCAAUGACUUCACUGUCAGUGGGACUGAUGCUGUUGUUGUCUUAAGUCCGAAGACUGGAUUGAUGCAGCUCUCCAUACUGCUCAAUCCUGUGUGAGCUGCUUUAUCUCUUGAGUAACUCCUGUAACCUACAUCCUUCUGAAUCUACUUACUGUAUUCAUCUUAUGGUAUCCGUGUAUGAUUUUUACCUCCCACACUUCAAUGGGGUAUUAAAUCUUAUUCUUAAUUCCUUGUUGUUGUUGUCGUCUUCAGUCCUGAGACUGGUUUGAUGCAGCUCUCCAUGCUACUCUAUCCUGUGCAAGCUUCUUCAUCUCCCUGUACUUACUGCAACCUACAUCCUUCUGAAUCUGCUUAGUGUAUUCAUCUCUUGGUCUCCCUCUAUGAUUUUUACCCUCAACGCUGCCCUCUAAUGCUAAAUUUGUGAUCCCUUGAUGUCUCAGAACAUGUCCUACCAACCGGUCCCUUCUUCUUGUCAAGUUGUGCCACAAACUCCUCUUCUCCCCAAUUCUAUUCAAUAGAAUUCCUUAUAAUUAUAUUUAUUUUAAGUCAUUAGCUGCACUACAAAUUGCAUAAUAUCCACAUUUUUGUCUUAAUCUUAGUUUCUUUUCACUCAUUCUUUCAACACUGAACAAAAUGAAUGACAGUUAACAUCUGCUGUCAGAUCUCCAUUUCCUCGCUGUAGCAACUUCUCUUUAUAAUAAUUUAACAACACCCUUCUAUCUUUGUAAUUAAAAAUACUGAGAAUACUUGGCAGAGAGGUGAUGGAUGAUACCAGGUGGCACAGAGAGAGGCCAAGAAAGAUGAUGCAGAAACAGUGUAACUAAACGUGAAUUUAAUCAAGAUUCGCAUAUACCAAUGCCUAGAAAGGUAGGAGUGCUACUGGAAAAUUCCAAGAAGUUUAUCUUCAUUCAUACCACAGAAGACUUUUUCACUUUAAGUUGAUAAGACAAUGAAGCACUGAAAGAAAAGUGCACAACUCGGGUAACAAUGAACAUCAGUUAUUAAGUUUUGCAGUUGAUAUUUAAUGUUGGCCCAUACGUAAAGAGGAUAUAAAAGAAUUAUUAAAUGGAUUUAACAGAUUACAUAGCAAAAAAUCUGGCAUGUUGUUAAAUAAAGAAAAAUAACAGUAGCAGGAAAAAAUUAUAUAACUUUCAAGGAAGCAAAAUUGAAAAAUUGCAGCAGAACAUAUGAACUUAAUACUACUAUAACUAUCAAGCAAAUUACUCUAGCUCAGUUAAAUGGUAGAACAGACCCAUACAAUGGAAGAAAGGUUCUUUACUGAGAAGUUAUAUUGGGCCAAACCUAUGACAUGGAUCAAGAAGGAGAGCCGAAGUGUUCAAAUGUCAGAUAUAGACAGUACUAAAAUUUAAAAUAGCAGCUACCAGAUGCAUUUUGUGUGUGGUUUUCCAGAAGGAAUUCCGGUUAAGUGUAUUUUAGGGUAAGUAAAGACAAGUCUAUGAGAAAACUUGUACCAUUUGAAAGGAGCACUAAAAGAGAGAAAUAUGGAGCACGAAAUUGUGAAAGAAAACAAAAGUAAAUGUCAGGAGACUGGGUGAAACCAGAAAGAGAAUUGAAGUGCCAUCUAAGAGGUCAAUAGACUAUUGGAUCAGCAAAAAUAGUAAUGUUUCACAAUGUUCUUUUUCAUUUUGAUUACAUAGUAACAUUUAGUCCCCAUUGGCUGUCAUUAUUGAUUCUUUCCAGCUCGCCACUGAAUGCCAGCACAGUUCUGUAACAACAGUUCCUCAUCAUCAGUGAGACACUGAACAUAAAAUAUGGAUUUUUUUCUGAUUUAACAUCUACUGUUCUUGACUUGCUGUUGGUUUCACAUUUUGCCUCCGUUUUAAACAACUCCGUGAUAUUGUAUGUUGAAACAUUUGUAUGCCUUAAAAAAAAAAUCCUUUUGUCAUAAAUGUUUUGAAGUGAUCUUAGCUUGUAUUGUGUGUAAUGUGGUGUGCCUUAAUGAAUUUUUUUGUUUAGUAUUGAUGCUGAUUGUUUAAUGGAGUGUUUUCCAAAUCAUACUCAUUUCUCACUAAAAUGACAGAAAAUGAUGUGUUGAGUGCUUGAGCUCUGAAUAGAAUUGCUUUCAACUCUGGAUACUGCUUAAUAUGUACCAUAUGUUGCAAUUCAUUUGAAAUACUAACUCUAUCUAAAUUUCAACUGUUAUGUGGAAUUUGAUAAACAUAUUUAAAUCAUUGCAGAUAGAUUACAUAAUUUUCAUAUAAUCUACUUUUUCAUAUUGAGUGUGUGUGUGUCUAUUACGAGAGAAACAUCACAAAAGUUGCAACUUACAGUGUUGGUCAUGAUAAAGACAGGACUACAAAUCAGUCAUGUCAUAUGAAAUGUGUAUAGUACAAUAAGGAAAACAGUAUUAUACAAGCAUCUGCAUUUUGCUUUAAGACAGAGUUUUAUUAAUCUGUAUGAUCUGUACAACACUAUUUUUGUAUAAUUUGCUGAAAAAGAGCUGUUUAACAAUUUGUUUUGUUAAAGCUAGCUGGUCUAGCUUUUGAAAUAUAUUUAUUUUUGUACAUUAUUGUAUGUAAGUAUACUCUGUCAUGUUAAUAAUGUCAAAUAAUAGACAUAAUAAGAAAAGUUUCAAACUUGCUUCACAUCAGUCCAUACCUGGAGUUCAAAGAUGUUUUACAAGUUACAGUCAGAAUACCUUUAUUGAAAUCCUAACAUCCUGUACUAUUUACAGAUGUCAUGUGACACCUAAUGUACAUCAUUAAUGUAGUAAGCUGUAAAAAUGUCAUACACCAACCAUAAUUUGACUUCUUCACACACCACUCCUCCUCUCCCACACAAAACUGCUACUAUGUUAAUGGAACAUGCUGUUUAAAGAAACAGAGAAAUGGAAGAGAAGCCAAAGAACACAAAAUACUUUUAGUACAAGCUUGUUUGUUAGAUGAGUGCAGAAAGUUUCUAGCUGUAUCAGUAUCAUUUUGCAUGUCCUUCACCAAGAUUAUUUGUAAUUCGUUCAAAUACAGGUGCGUUGUCUGCUGCCUGUUGGCUACAGCAUGUCCCUCGUACUGCUCUAACCAUUUAAGGAUGACAGUUAAAUUUAUAUGUGUAAGGAGUCACGACCAAUCUAUGUUUACCCCAUCAACAUGAUGAUUCCUUCAGUACCAUGUGCUGUCUUAUGAAAUUUGGAAGCCACUUUUACUCCUACUAUGGAGCAGAAGGUUUUUGGCUACAGAUUUAUUGGUAAUGGUGUCACAGUUGGUGUUACUCGAAUAUCGAAGGCAAUAUAAUACCACUUCACUACCUCCUCUGAAGAUGCUUUACCUAUAUGGGAGACCAAUCUCAGCCCUGCUUUCCAGUUUGCCUGUAAGAGUGACUUGAACACAAUACCUUUGAUUCUAUCCAGAGGAAGCUACAGAAGUAUGCCUUUCAAUUAACUGUUUUGACAUCUUAAUGGCAAAUUAGGAUAGUUCAGCAUUCUGAAACAUUUACCCCAUAGUAGCGUGAAACCCAUUAUGAGCACGCAGUUGAGGCUAAUGGAGGGGAGGUGGGGCACAGUGCAUCGAAGUGUGUGAUUGCACAUUCUUCAUCAUUUCACUGCCCCUGAUGUUUUUACGUACUUAAGUGAGAUACUACCAUCAGGCUUCUGACUGUGAACUAAACUAUACUUACUGUUCACUGCCACAGCCAUAUAAUACUCUGUGUAUGCCUUGUGUGUGCACUCUUAGGAUGGCCAAGAAAUACACUACUGGCCAUUAAAAUUGCUACACCAAGAAGAAAUGCAGAUGAUAAACGGGUAUUCAUUGGACAAAUAUAUUAUACUAGAACUGACAUGUGAUUACAUUUUCACGCAAUUUGGGUACAUAGAUCCUGAGAAAUCAGUACCCAGAACAACCACCUCUGGCUGUAAUAACGACCUUGAUACACCUGGGCAUUGAGUCAAACAGAGCUUGGAUGGCGUGUACAGGUACAGCUGCCCAUGCAUCUUCAACAUGAUACCACAAUUCAUCAAGAGUAGUGACUGGCGUAUUGUGACGAGCCAGUUGCUCGGCCACCAUUAACCAGAUGUUUUCAAUCGGUGAGAGAUCUGGAGAAUGUGCUAGCCAGGGCAGCAGUCGAACAUUUUCUGUAUCCAGAAAGGGCCGUACAGGACCUGCAACAUGUGGUCCUGAAUUAUCAUGCUGAAAUGUAGGGUUUCGCAGGGAUCGAAUGAAGAGUAGAGCCACGGGUUGUAACACAUCUGAAAUGUAAGUCCACUGUUCAAAGUGCCGUCAAUGCGAACAAGAGGAGACCGGGACGUGUAACCAAGGGCACCCCAUACUAUCACGCUGGGUGAUACGCCAGUAUGGCGAUGACGAAUACACUCUUCCAAUAUGCGUUCGCUGUGAUGUCGCCAAACAUGGAUGCGACCAUCAUGAUGCUGUAAACAGAACCUGGAUUCAUCCAAAAAAAUGAUAUUUUGCCAUUCGUGCACCCAGGUUCGUCGUUGAGUAAACCAUCGCAGGUGUUCCUGUGUGUGAUGCAGUGUCAAGGGUAACCGCACCCAUGGUCUCCGAGCUGAUAGUCCAUGCUGCUGCAAACGUCAUUGAACUGUUCAUGCAUAUGGUUGUCACCUUGCAAAUUUCCCCAUCUGUUGACUCAGGGAUCGAGACGUGGCUGCACGAUCUAUUACAGUCAUGCGGACAAGAUGCCUGUCAUCUCGACUGCUAGUGAUACGAGGCCUUUGGGAUCCAGCACGGCGUUCCGUAUUACCCUCCUGAACCCACCGAUUCCAUAUUCUGCUAACAGUCAUUGGGUCUCGACCAACACAAGCAGCAAUGUCGUGAUACAGUAAACUGCAAUCGCGAUAGGCUACAAUCGGACCUUUAUCAAAGUCGGAAACGUGAUGGUACGCAUUUCUCCUCCUUACACAAGGCAUCACAACAACGUUUCACCAGGCAACGCCGGUCAACUGCUGUUUCUGUAUGAGAAAUCGGUUGGAAACUUUCCUCAUGUCAGCACGUUGUAGGUGUUGCCAUCGAUGCCAACUUUGUGUGAAUGCUCUGAAAAGCUAAUCAUUUGCAUAUCACAGCAUCUUCUUCCUGUCAGUUAAAUUUCGCGUCUGUAGCACGUCAUCUUCAUGGUGUAGCAAUUUUAAUGGCCAGUAGUGUAUAUCUAACCAUUAUCCCAAUAGAGGACAGUUGUAGCCUGAAGAUAGGAAUGUACUUUUUGUGUUAAGUUGCUACAAACAAGUGGCAGCAUAGUUUUUGUGGUCAUUGUUGUCAAAUACCACAGAAGAAAAGUGACUUACAAGCUAUUUAAAAAAUAAAAUACAGAGAUGUAGACACACUUGAUAUGCUCAUUGGCGGUUACGACUUCUUGUUAUGUUGUUGAUGUUUUUCAGCCUGUCAGAGGUUUGCUGAGAAUUACACCAGUUUUGUAAAAGAAAGAAGUAAUGAAUAAACUUUUUGUUUUGUUUUGAAA
Molecule: messenger RNA, 9165 nt
Organism: Schistocerca cancellata (South American locust)
Lineage: Eukaryota; Metazoa; Arthropoda; Insecta; Orthoptera; Acrididae
Product: methyltransferase-like protein 22
Exons: 6
Coding region: 368-1243 (291 amino acids)
Biological process (GO): protein methylation
Cellular component (GO): nucleus
Molecular function (GO): protein methyltransferase activity
Source: RefSeq, a predicted model, not a curated record